GUCCGGGGCGGGGCGCGCAGGUCUUGAGACCGUCCUGGGCCACUGCGCCCUGGCGCCAGAGGAGCACCAGGCUGGCGGGGCGUCGGCCCGCGAAGGCGGGUCAUGGCGGCGAGCAGCAGGCUGGAGGACGGUUCCUUGGAUGUCCUACAAAGUAUGGAUGAUGACCCACUUCUGGACAGCCAGCCUCUCCCACAUCACUCUUUGCAUGCUCACUUCAGACCCAGAUUCCAUCCUCUUCCCACCGUCAUUGUAGCGAAUCUGCUGCUGCUUAUCCACGUUGUGUUUGUUAUUUUAGCCUUUUUAACAGGUGUGCUGUGUUCGUACCCUAAUCCAAAUGAAGACAAGUGCCCGGAAGACUACACCAACCCAUUGAAGGUUCAGACUGUCAUAAUCCUUGGGAAAAUUACCCUGUGGAUCCUGCAUCUGCUUCUUGAACGCUACAUCCAGUAUCACCACAGGAAAGUCAGAAGCCGAGGCUAUUCCCAGAUCUACUGGUCCACGAGGCAUCUCAAGUCACUGGCCCUCAUGAUCCACUCUUCUGGCAACACAGCACUCCUCCUCCCCCUCCCCCUCCUCUGCCUGCAGCAUUCCUUCCCUGAGCCCAGCUGGCUGUGCCUUGAGCUGAUUUUGGCCAUACUGACCCUGGAGAUGAUCGGUUCCCUGGCCUGUCUGCUCUUCUAUACAGUGAGAAUUAGGAGAUUCAAUAGAGCCAAGCCCCAGCCUGAUAUACUUGAAGAAGAAAAAAUGUAUGCUUACCCUAGCAGUAAUGCCUCAGAGACCGGCUUCAGGACAAUUUCAAGCCUAGAAGAAGUUGUUGAAAAGCAAGGAGACAUAAUAUUGUACCUGAAGCGGCACAAUGCCCUGCUGAGUAAGCGGCUGUCGGAACUGGCUGCUCAGCCGACUAGGACAUGAGAGAUUCAUGAGCUCGACCGCCGCUGCGUCCACAGUAGGUUCAGACAGUCCC
This is a messenger RNA of Acomys russatus (golden spiny mouse), 964 nucleotides long. RefSeq names its product transmembrane protein 192 (gene Tmem192). Bases 103 to 912 code for a protein of 269 amino acids. Gene Ontology annotation, cellular component: lysosomal membrane; late endosome. The record is from RefSeq and is a predicted model, not a curated record. The transcript is spliced from 6 exons. Lineage: Eukaryota; Metazoa; Chordata; Mammalia; Rodentia; Muridae.